AUGGCGGCCGAAAGGGAGCCUCCUCCACUGGUAGAUGGGAAGACCACUGACUUUGAAGAGCUGGAAGACGGCGAGGAUCUAUUCACUAGCACUGUCUCCACUCUGGAGUCAAGUCCGUCAUCUCCAGAACCAGCUAGUCUUCCUGCAGAAGAUAUUAGUACAAAUUCCAAUGGUCCAAAAUCCACAGAAGUUGUGUUAGAUGAUGACAGAGAAGAUCUUUUUGCAGAAGCCACAGAAGAAGUUUCUUUGGACAGUCCAGAAAGGGAACCUGUCCUCUCUUCAGAACCUUCUCCUGCCGUCACUCCUGUAACUCCUACUACACUUAUUGCACCCAGAAUUGAAUCAAAGAGUAUAUCUGCUCCUGUGAUCUUUGAUAGAUCCAGAGAGGAGAUUGAAGAAGAAGCAAAUGGAGAUAUUUUUGAUAUAGAAAUUGGUGUAUCAGAUCCUGAGAAAGUUGGUGAUGGCAUGAAUGCUUACAUGGCAUAUAGAGUGACCACAAAGACUUCCCUUUCUAUGUUCAGUAAGAGUGAAUUUUCAGUUAAAAGAAGAUUCAGUGACUUUCUUGGCUUGCAUAGCAAAUUAGCAAGCAAGUAUUUACAUGUUGGCUAUAUUGUGCCACCAGCUCCAGAAAAGAGUAUAGUAGGCAUGACCAAGGUCAAAGUGGGUAAAGAAGAUUCAUCAUCCACUGAAUUUGUAGAAAAACGGAGAGCAGCUCUUGAAAGUUGUCGCUGUGUGUCAAAAUGGACUAAAUGGCACGUAACAAUCACCAACUUGCUUCUUCAGUCUGUAACUGAUAAAACAUGCAAUCAAAAUGCAUUGGUAAUUAGUGGUGAUAGGAAUGUGGAAGUUGGGAAGAAAGAGGAAGAAUUGGGUGUGUUUGACCAUCGAAUGAAGUGCUGGCAGAAAUGGGAAGAUGCUCAAAUUACUUUGCUCAAAAAACGUGAAACUGAGGCAAAAAUGAUGGUUGCUAACAAACCAGAUAAAAUACAGCAAGCUAAGAAUGAAAUAAGAGAGGAAAUUGAAGAGUGGGAGGCCAAAGUGCAACAAGGAGAAAGAGAUUUUGAACAGAUCUCUAAAACAAUUCGAAAAGAAGUGGGAAGAUUUGAGAAAGAACGAGUGAAAGAUUUUAAAACUGUUAUUAUCAAGUACUUAGAAUCAUUAGUGCAAACACAGCAACAGCUGAUAAAAUACUGGGAGGCAUUUCUACCUGAAGCCAAAGCCAUUGCCUAG
Messenger RNA from Chrysochloris asiatica (Cape golden mole), 1230 nucleotides. RefSeq names its product sorting nexin 2 (gene SNX2). The transcript has 13 exons. Gene Ontology annotation, cellular component: endosome membrane; endosome. NCBI's taxonomy places the organism in Eukaryota, Metazoa, Chordata, Mammalia, Afrosoricida, Chrysochloridae. Gene Ontology annotation, molecular function: phosphatidylinositol binding. The record is from RefSeq and is a predicted model, not a curated record. Gene Ontology annotation, biological process: intracellular protein transport; early endosome to Golgi transport. The coding region runs from base 1 to 1230 and encodes 409 amino acids.